Messenger RNA from Epinephelus moara (kelp grouper), 2343 nucleotides. RefSeq lists its product as uncharacterized. The record is from RefSeq and is a predicted model, not a curated record. The coding region runs from base 97 to 1302 and encodes 401 amino acids. The transcript has 10 exons. NCBI's taxonomy places the organism in Eukaryota, Metazoa, Chordata, Actinopteri, Perciformes, Serranidae.
ACAAACAUACUCCUCUCUGGCAAUAACUUUUCAAAGAUUGCCCUCUUCUUCCGGUAUAUGAAUAUCGGCGUAGUGUCUCAAAAAUCAUUCUGACUAAUGCAGAGCCAUUACUUCAUUGACUUUAUAAAAGAGUUUUGGGAGAAGAAGAGAGCUGCCAUCAUUGACCGCUUGCGUGCAAAGGACAGUGUUGUUGCCCUAGCUGAUGGAAGGAUGGACUCCCCAGGACACACUGCCCAGUACUGCACUUAUACCACUAUGGAAAAUGAGUCCAAGGACAUCAUCAGUGUUGUCACUGUGGACAAGAGACAAACCAACCGUAACAGUGUGAUCAUGGAGAAGCAUGCCUUCAUACAGACGUUUGACAGCCUUUUGGAGAACCUGAACAUCACCGAGAUUGUCACUGAUGCACACAUGCAGAUUGCAGCACUGAUGGAUCCUAAGAAAGGGAGAUACAAAGACAAAGGUGUGCUACAUUCAUUGGGCAUAUGGCAUGCUGCCAAAAAUUUGACCAAGAAACUUCAUGCGGCUGGGAUUCAAAAGGGUUAUUCCAUCAUACUUGUGUGGCUGAGGGACAUCGUCAACCAGUUUUGGUAUAUUUGCCAGAAAGCCGAACAUCGUGAUAUGUUCAAUGAUAUGUGGGUGGGGGUGCUUUAUCAUGUCACAGGGAAGCAUGAAUGGACCCGUGGCAAAUGUGACCAUGGACCACUUGAUGAGGCGACCCGUGAUAAAGAGCUCAUGGUGCCAGGCUCUGCACCACAUGAAGCUCUUCAACGAGUCAUGUUCAACAGACGCUGGUUGAAGGAUGUCGCGAAGUAUCUGACCUUUCGGUCAACUUCGGAACUUAAGAGUUUCCAGAAUUGCAUUCUCAUGUAUGCUGGAAAAAGGUUUGCCUUCUCUCCUCCUGUCUAUGAAGCAAGGUGCCUUCUCGCUGCAUUGGACUACAACCACCACAACCAUCGACCAGAUUACAUCGGCCGGAAUAACGAGAAAUCAUACAAGAGACUGUACAGCAAGAAGUCACACAAUUACCGUGUCCAAGCGGUAAAGGUUGCAAAGGACUAUGGCUACAUCCCUGAGCUGCAGCGUUGCAUCCUAAGAAAGCGUAUGGAUGGAGGGGCGCUCCCAAGAAAAGCUAAACACCGGCCAGGUGACCCAAGGCAUCUUGGAAAUCUUGCAGGAGUUGUGCCCCCCCCCAACGGCAGAACUGGUCCAGACACAGAUUCGCAGAGGACAGGCCUCAGCUACAUGAAGCAAGAAAAGAGAGAAGACAAGACCUGCUUAUUUUCCAAACAUUUUUAUUAGGAACAUGUAAAAGACAAAAACAAAAUAAAACUAUGUACAUAAUGCAAAUUUGAAAAAUACUCCCUGAAAACUUUAUAAAUAUAUAUAUAUAUUGCACAUAAAUUGUUUUUAUUUUUGGAUAAAAGUGGAGUCUGUUAUUUUGAGGUCACAGAUAAAUAGAACAGUUGGAAAUUUCACUCUGACACCCUAAAUGGAGCUUCUUUGUAGCCUGUAUAGUUUCCAAAGGGGUCAGGGAAUUUUGCAUGGAUGCGAAGUACACAGCAGCUUGGGAUCGGCCUCCAGUUCCCUCUUCCCAGACGCCCAUGUUGCCAGAUUGUGAACUGGCGGUAGGCAGCAAACCGAAACUCUUUGUUGUCGGCUCCCACAUCUUGGCUGUCCUCCAGAGCAAAGAUGUCGUUCCACGUCAUCCUCACCAGACGCAGCAUACCCUCAUCCAGCCAGUACAUCUCCAGGUGGGCACUCCUGCUCAGGCACUGGUCCGGAGCCUGCCGACAGCACAGGUUUUCCAUUUGGGUCGGCAUGUGUCGGCAGUUCAGGCAGGUGCACCACACAGGCUGCCCUCUAUCUGGAAGAUGUGGUCCUGGUGUCUGCUCCCGGAACUCCAGGAUGUCCAGCAUCACCCCUGGUAGGCGGGUCACCACUGACUGUAGAAUGACAUCUUUCUCCUCCUGGCUCAGAUGUUGUAAAACCGUCUAGAAAUUGAUCAAGGAAAUAUGUUUACAUGGCUAGAUUCAUAUUUCAAGUCUGUGUCCUCUUUUACUCAUUCAUUCAUAUAACAAGAUUUUUUUAACCAAAUAGCUAUAACCUGCAUCUCAGCUAUACUGGCAGCUCUAAGCUGUUCGAGCCGGACUCUGUCCUCCCUGAGAGCUUCGGUGCGCUGCCUGCCCUGGCGCCCUGGUGCUCUGGAAGGAGCUCUGGACCGCGACCUGCUGCCUUCACCCCUUGAGCGUGUCCUUCCCCGACCUUCAGUGUGACCUCUUCCUUUCCCCUUUCCUCUCCCACCUUUGCCUUUACUCCCUGGUCUCAAACUUUCCCAUGACU